UGAUAACAGAAAAGGCUUCCUGCGCUCCGCGCUGUCGGGCUGUCCUCAACCCCGAUCACUUGAAACUCAAAUAAGCAGGCGUGAAGAAGAAAAGCUGAGGAUCGCACAGUGUCCUAUCAGCGGCGGGAGCGGGGAAUAACACGAGACCUUUCCACCAUCACACCCUUUCAUAUGCUCUUUGCGCAUCGCAGAUCUUACCAAGUGCCCGUGUUCAACUACAGUGAAAGUUAACAUGAAUGUGCACGCUGUGAUACACGCGAGCCUUGGAUUUGUAGGUUUCUGCUUGGUCGCCUUUGUCCAACAGUCAGCUUCAGGAAGUAAGACCACUCAAGAUGUGGACGAGUGUGCAGAGGCUCUUGACAACUGCAGCAUCGAUGCCAUCUGCCAGAACACCCUGAGGUCAUACAAAUGUAUCUGCAAGUCAGGAUAUAAAGGAGACGGCAAACAUUGUGAAGAUGUUGACGAGUGUGCGACAGAGUACAACGGCGGCUGCGUCCACGAGUGCAUCAACAUCCCGGGAAAUUACAGGUGCACAUGCUAUGAUGGCUUCCGCUUGGCACAUGAUGGACACAAUUGCCUAGAUGUGGAUGAGUGCUCCGAAGGCAACGGCGGAUGCCAGCAGAUUUGUGUCAACAUGAUGGGCAGCUACGAGUGCCGCUGCAGAGAAGGAUUCCUCCUGAGUGACAACCAGCAUACGUGCAUCCAAAGGCCUAAAGUGCAACCAGACGGUCCAAAGGAGGGCCCCACCUGCAUGGACAAGAAUCAUGGCUGUGCUCACAUCUGCAGGGAAACACAGAAGGGUGGCAUCUCCUGUGAGUGCCGACCUGGAUUCACGCUCACCCGCAACAUGAAGGACUGCAAAUUGACUUGUAACUAUGGUAACGGUGGCUGCCAGCACAUCUGCGAGGAAACGGACCACGGCCCGAAGUGCUCGUGCCACAUGAAGUUCGUCCUGCACAGCGAUGGAAAGACUUGUGUAGGGGAGAGGAGUGUCCAGUCCCAGGCAGCCCCACAGCUCUUCCCCAAUGAGACCUGUGCCGUGAACAAUGGCGGCUGUGAUAGCACAUGUCAUGAUUCAGUGACAGGAGUCCGCUGCAGCUGUCCUGUUGGGUUCACUCUGCAGCCAGACCGAAAGACCUGCAAAGAUAUUGAUGAGUGCCGUCUGAACAACGGUGGCUGUGACCAUGUGUGUCGUAACACAGUGGGCAGCUUUGAAUGCAGCUGCAAGAAAGGCUACAAGCUGCUGACCAAUGAGAGAACUUGUCAAGACAUUGAUGAGUGCUCUUUUGACCGCGCCUGUGACCACUUUUGUGUCAACUCUGCCGGCAGUUUCCAGUGCCUCUGUCAUAAAGGCUACGUCCUGUACGGCCUGGCACACUGUGGAGAUAUUGAUGAAUGCAGUAUAAACCGUGGAGGCUGUAAAUAUGGCUGCAUAAACACUCUUGGGAGCUACGAGUGUACCUGCCCACCAGGUCACAAGCUGCACUGGAACAGGAAGGACUGUGUUGAGCUGGUGAAAUGUCCUCCUGGACUUGUAGCACCAAAAGCGACUCUUACCUGCAGCAAAACGGGGAAGAAGGAGAGCUGCUCGCUGACGUGUGCCUCUAAGGCUCACUAUCUAGCAGAGUCUGACAACAGCUACUCGGUCAGCUGUGGUAUCCCCAUCCUCAGAGGGAAGUCCCCUGCCAGGGUCAACUCCAGCAGCAGUCAGAGCUGCAUAGAGACUCUGGCCCCUCCAGUGAAGCAGACGGCUUCUUUCAAGAUUAAAAACGCCAAAUGUCACCUGCACCCAAAGCUGACCGGCAGGACGGAGGACAGAGGACGGACGCUUGGGCCAGGAGGCGGGCAGCCCUGCAAUAACUGCCUUGUGACGUUUGUUAACCUUAAAUGUGAUUCUUCAAAGAAAGCUAAAGGACGACGAGCUCGAAAUCCGUCAAACAAAGAGGUGACACGAAUAACUUUGGAGUUGGAAGCUGAGGUCAAACCUGGAGACACCACAGGCAGUUGUAAUCUCAGUUGCCUGCGACAGCGCAUGGAGAAGCAGGUGAAGACGUACAUCAAGGCUCUUAAAAAGUCAAUAAACCAGGAGCGCUUCCUGAUCCGGGUCGCUGGGUUAGAGUAUGAGGUGGCCCAAAAACUUCCACAGGCUGCUCCCACCCCAGAGAACUGUGGCCCAGGCUGGGAGAGGGAUGGUGGCCGAUGUGUCAGAUGCUCGCCGGGGUCUUACUACCAUGGCGAGCAGGAGCGCUGUGUUCAGUGUCCACCUGGCACUUUCCAGGAGAAGGAAGGGCAGCUGGCCUGUGAUCUCUGCCCAGGUACUGAUGGCCACGGGCCUGUGGGAGCACGGAACAUCUCCUCCUGUGCAGGUCAGUGUUCAACAGGAUACUUCUCCAGUGAUGGCUUCAAACCCUGCCAGCCGUGCCCCCAGGGCACCUACCAGCCAGAUUUGGGACGGACCCUGUGCUUCCCCUGUGGUGGAGGUCUGAGCACCAAGAGGGAAGGUGCCAGCUCCUUCCAUGACUGUGAGGUCAAAGUCCAGUGUUCUCCAGGUCAUUACUACAACACCACAGUACACCGGUGUAUUCGCUGCCCUGUGGGGACUUAUCAAACAGAGUUCAGGCAGAACUACUGUAUCUCCUGUCCUGGAAACACAACCACUGACUUUGACGGUGCCACGAGUGUCUCACAGUGCAAGAACAGGCAAUGUGGUGGUGAGAUGGGCGAAUUCAUGGGCUACAUUGAGUCACCUAACUAUCCCGGUAAUUAUCCUGCAAAUGUGGAGUGCAUCUGGAACAUCAAUCCACCCAGCAAGCGCAAAAUCCUGAUCGUGGUGCCAGAGAUUUUCCUGCCCUCAGAGGACGAGUGUGGAGAUGUGCUAGUCAUGAGGAAGAACUGGUCAGCCACAUCCAUCACCACCUACGAGACUUGUCAGACGUACGAGCGGCCCAUCGCCUUCACAGCUCGCUCAAGACGACUCUGGAUUAACUUCAAGUCCAAUGAGGCCAACAGCGCCCGAGGCUUUCAGAUCCCCUACGUUACCUAUGAUGAGGACUAUGAACAGCUGGUAGAGGACAUAGUGAGAGAUGGGAGACUGUAUGCUUCUGAAAACCAUCAAGAAAUCCUCAAGGAUAAAAAACUGAUUAAGACUCUUUUCGACGUGCUGGCUCACCCAAACAACUACUUUAAGUACACCACUCGGGAGUCCAACGAGAUGCUCCCUCGCUCCUUCAUCCGUCUCAUAAGCAGCAAAGUCUCUGCCUUCCUGCGACCUUACAAGUAAAGCUCCAACUUCUUCUGCUGAAGCACCGGAUUGUCACCCCCCCCCCUCCCCUGACAUCCCCCUCUGACACCCCCAUAUACCCUCCAGACCACAUCCCAAAACUCACAGGACUUCAAAAACAAUAAUACAUGUUUACCCUCUUGUAUUUUCCAUAGGUUUUAACAGUAUACACUAUGCAGACCUGAAGUACUGAAAAUCAAACGUGUUUUUUGUUAGUUUCCAUUCUGCAGGUCUGCAGUCCAGAGCUCAAACAUUUAGCGGGGAUGUAGAGUUUGUGAGUGGGUUUGGUUUCUGUCGCCUUGUGUAAUGAAACCACAAGAAAAUAAAACCUGUUUCAGGCGGUAGGAGGGAUGCUUUGUGUGUGCAGUUUGAGCCUGAUAGAGCUUGUUGUUGUAUUUGCUUAAAUGGGCAGUCUGACUCCUACCAUUAAGUAUGACUGUAUGUGUUGUGUAAGUGUUGUGUAACCCUGGUUCCAUCUUCAGCAUCUGUGUGCUGUCCUCGAGGAGGAGCAGUUGUUAGAUUCACAUCUCAGCUGCGUUCCACGUCAGUCAAAGCCUUACUAUAUUUGAGCUCUUAGAGCGUUUCCAGGGGUUUUACUGUUAAAACAGUUCAUCUACAUGUGUUUUGUUCCGUCUGUCUAGACUGUACCAGCGUUUUCCAACAUGCAGAUUAUUUCUGUUGCUUGCUCUUUUUUAUUAAAUCUAACAUAAAGCAAAUACAAAAAAGGACCAUAGUGGACAUUUGGGAGAUUAAUAACAAACUAAUAAUUGUGAGAGCCACAGAAAUGAGAUAAUGUGAUGUCUAGAGGAACACGUCUCUGAGAGAGAGAGAGAUAGAGAGAGAAAUGUCUGUAAGGGACAUUAUGUUUGCUGCUUCUUUUAAAAGGUCACUUUAAUUCUUCAAUCUCAUUGUCUUUCUGAUGUACUCUACACACUUAUUGUCUUUAGGUUUAAAGCAUUGGAAAUACUUCAGUUCUUAAACACAGUAAGUUAAUAUUCUCAUAUUGCCUGUCCACGGACAUCCAGUUUUAUCCUUUUUUAUUUCAAUCUUGUAAAUAAUGAAAAUAAAUUAGACGAGGGUUGAAUAUUGAUCCUAAUUUUCUUAAGCAGGACCCCCCCUAAACAAACAAAAAAUCCCUUUUUGCCCCAUUUUACUCCCGAAGAAACCUCCACCCCCCUUCAAACACCCCAAACACUCUGAUCUUGUUCUGUCCCAAUGAAGACAGCUCUUCCAAAGACCGCCCACAGAGGGCGGGUUGCUUUGUCUUGUGCACUAAAUAAGAACACGUCAUCCUACCUUUGUCAUACACAAAGUGCAAUGUCUGAAAAUAACACACCUUCAUUUUGGUUACACCCUUUUGUGGCCCACAAGGAAGUUGUGAAUUAAGUGAGUCAUUGCAUUAAGAUUGAAAAGUCACAAUGGGCAGAGAAUCUAAAGAGGAUUUAAUGUGUUGAAAAUAUUCUCUGAUUUAAAAACGCGAUCAAAACAGGGUAAAAAGAUAAAAGCAAUAUGCUUUAUGUGGGGGUCUGACAUAUAGUUAAAGGAAUAGUUCAACACUUUGGGAAACUUGUACAUUUCCUUUCUUAUUGCUAUAAAGAUCAAACUCAAUCAUGUCUUUGUGGUAAAUAAUGAAGCUAUGACCAUCAGUUAGCACAAAGACUAGAAACAGGUGGAAACAUCUAGCAUUGCUCUCUUAUGAACCAGUGGUUCCCAACUGGGACCCAAAGUGGGUUGCAGGGAUGCUUUUAGCAAGUUGUAUGCCUGGGAAAAAAAGCAAAUGUGAUCUAAAGUCUAUGUUGUACAGAAGCCCCAAGGGGACAUAUACCCAUAUAUUUUAUCAUACUCAUUUUUUCUGUGGUAACUGGUAAAUCUUGGUUGUUUUCUUGAGAUCUCAACCUAUUUAUCUGAUUAUCUUAGGAUAACAAAGGCUUUUUUCUCAAUGUUAAUUGCAAUGCAAUGCAACAUCAUUUAUCAUUAAAUACAUUUGAGUGGUUGGUUUUAGAAAUUUCAGUCAUAACUUCUUGUUUAUUUACUCUCAUUAAGGAGGUGGUGGUGGAUCCUGAGGCUAGUCCAGUGUCAUAAAAGUCUGCCAACCUGUACAUUUAAAGUUUCAAAAUAAACAAGUUAAAGCUUGUUUUGUUUUAACAGCAUGGAAAGUCAAUAAUGAAUCAAUGAAUUGCAGCUUUACAAGAGGUUAUGUGUUGCAUACUUAUUUAACUUCUCCUAAUAUAGCGAGGGGUCUGGCUGCAGACUGCAGAUCUCAGACAGGCCCCUUGCAGACCAGUACUGAGACACCACCUCUGUCAGACAAAUUUUCCAGUUUUUUUUUUUUUUUAAAUUCAACUUUUUUUCUAGACGAAGUCUGGUAAUUACAUACAUAAAAUCCCCUCAUUGCAAACAUUGCAGACAAAGCAACGUUUUAUAAAUACAACAGGAAAAAGGUCAGAGGUCUAAUACAGGACUAGAUUAUGUACAGAUGCGUUUUAGGAAUAGUCAAAUGAAGCUCGUUAGCUUUCUCAGCUUUAGCUUAGUCUAACAUAGCUAUGCUAGCUACGUAAUAAAUGUUACUACACAAGCCAAUGUAGCUACUUUAGCAGCUCAAGAUUUAGCAAGCAGAGCUUAAGUUAACUUAUCUACGUAGGUUUUUUAGCUUUAGCUACAUUAUCUAUGCAGCGCUUGUAGCUAACAUACUUCAUUAGCUUUAGCCUUUGCUGCAUUAGUGUUUUUAGAGGAGGACAAGCUUUUUCCUGUAAGCAGACUGUUUACUCGGCUUUUUAAAACAUUUUGUUAUCAGGUUUUGCAGGUCAGGAUCUUGACUUUUAACAUUUGGUAUCCUAAAUCUUACCUUAACCCUAACCGGAAGUUAAAUCCAACUGUGUUUUGAAGUUCUAGCGUGUGUAUCCAUCCUGACUGAGGUGGCUUCUCACAGGAAUGGUCUGCAGCCAGACUGUCUUGAAUAUAGCUGUGUUUAACUCAGUCUUUUGUUUUGGCAACCUCUUAGAGCUAGUGCAAGGAUAUCGAUAAAUAUUUCCCAAGAUGUGCGAGCUAUUCCUUUAGUCAUUCCCAUCCCCUAUUUGUACAAAUAUAAUCCCAUCCCCUAAACGUGUAUGUCCAACCAAGCUUCUGGUGUCUUUAUAAUUAAUAUUUUAAAUGCAAAUGUGUUUGUCCCCACUCUUGUAAAUACAAAUAAGUGGUUUGGUACACUUAUUACUGUGUACUGAACUACAUUUUAAAAAUCCAGACUUAAGGAUGACAUAAAAAAGGGAUUGUGACCAUGUUGUUGAAGUGGGUGAUGCUGGGCCAAACCACAAAGAUCUUCUACUAGACAAAGAUUUGUCUUUAUAAUUCGGUCCACCUUUGGCCACAGAUUAAGUUCAUGUAAUAUCAUCUUGAAUAAAAAGAGCACCUAAAGUGCUCACUACACCCACCAGACCCCCUCCCUCCAGAAUCAGCUUCUUUCCUGCAACCUGUUUUGAUUUUUUAUUAUUUUGAAUUGUUGCCUUUUAACGAGAGUUUGCUAUGAUGUAUCAUAGAGUUGAUAAUGAUAUUUGCACUUGAAUUGUUAUUGCUCAUGUAAAAAAAAAUGUCUGGAUUUUUGUAUUGUCUUUUUAAAUGAAUGGAAUUGGUGUUCUUA
Cheilinus undulatus (humphead wrasse) is the source of this 6914-nucleotide messenger RNA. RefSeq names its product signal peptide, CUB domain, EGF-like 3 (gene scube3). The coding region runs from base 233 to 3280 and encodes 1015 amino acids. NCBI's taxonomy places the organism in Eukaryota, Metazoa, Chordata, Actinopteri, Labriformes, Labridae. Gene Ontology annotation, molecular function: calcium ion binding. Gene Ontology annotation, biological process: signal transduction. Gene Ontology annotation, cellular component: cell surface. The transcript has 23 exons. The record is from RefSeq and is a predicted model, not a curated record.